AUGGCGUCAUAUCAAUUUGAGUCCUUCCAUGUUCGUUUCACAAGAAAAAAUUACUCUGCCUGGGAAUUUCAAUUCCAACUAUUUGUCAUCGGAAAAGAAUUAUUAGGACAUAUAGAUAGAAGCGAUCCUACUCCUACUGAUCCUACAAAGCUCGGUCAAUGGAAGGUUAAAGAUGCUCGGGUAAUGACAUGGAUUUUAGGGUCAAUUGACCCUCUUAUUGUUCUUAAUCUCAGGCCAUACAAGAUAGCAAAGGCCAUGUGGGAUUAUUUACUAAAGGUUUACAACCAAGACCAUAGCGUAAGACACUUUCAGUUAGAACAUGAAUUUGCUAUGUAUUCUCAAGGAGAUCUCUCUGUUCAAGAUUAUUUCUCUAGAUUUCAGAACUUAUGGGCUGAAUUUACCGAUAGUGUUUAUACUAAAAUACCUUCUAAAUCUCUCUCCAUCAUUCAAGGAGUUCAUGAACAAAGCAAGCGAGAUCAAUUUUUGAUGAAAUUACGAUCUGAUUUUGAAAAUGUUCGCUCCAACUUGAUGAACCGUGAUCCAUCUCCCUCGUUGGAGGUUUGUUUUAGGGAGUUACUUCGUGAAGAGCAGCGUCGCUUCACACAAAAUGCUUUUCAUCAAGGAAAUGUUGUCACUGUCGCAUUUGCAGCUCAAGGGAAAGGAAAGGGCAUGGAUAUGACUAGAACUCAAUGCUACAAUUGCAAGAAAUAUGGUCAUAUUGCUAGCAAUUGUGGCAAGAAGUUUUGUAAUUAUUGUAAACAACAAGGACACAUUAUCAAAGAGUGUCCCACACGUCCUCAAAACCGUAGGGUAAAUGCUUUUCAAGUUGAGAUAUAUGGUUCAACUACAGAUAACUCGUCUUCAGUAGGACAAGUUCUUACUCCUGAAAUGGUCCAACAAAUGAUCUUGCCAGCAUUUUCAGCUUUGGGGCUGCAAGGUAAUAAGGAUCAAGUGUCGGGGACGAUAAUCACGAAGGGGCCUAAAGUUGGAAGAUUGUUUCCUAUACACUUUUCUAUUCCUCGUGUUCUAGCUUUUGCUUCCACCACUACUAAGAAUGAGGUUUGGCAUAAACGUCUAGGACAUCCAAAUUCAAUUGUGUUGUCUCAUUUGUCCAAUUCUGGUUUAUUGGGAAAUAAAAAUCAAUUUUCAGUUGCUUCCUUUAAUUGUUCUACUUGUAAAUUAGGCAAAAGUAAAACUCUUUCUUUUCCUAAUUUUGGUAGUCGUGCUGCAAAGUGUUUUGAUGUCAUUCAUAGUGAUGUUUGGGGCAUUUCACCAGUUAUUUCUCAUGCUCAUUUCAAGUAUUUUGUGACAUUUAUAGAUGACUAUAGUCGGUUUACAUGGGUGUAUUUUCUUCGAUCUAAAUCUGAAGUGUUUUCCAUAUUCAAGAAAUUUUUGGCUUACGUUGAGACUCAAUUUUCCACAUGCAUCAAACUAUUAAGAUCUGAUUCUGGUGGAGAAUAUAUGUCUCAUGAAUUCAAUAAUUUCUUGCUUGAGAAAGGAAUUGUAUCACAACGCUCUUGCCCAUAUACGCAACAACAAAAUGGGGUUGCUGAGUGUAAAAAUCGUCAUCUUUUAGAUGUCACUCGUACUUUAUUGAUUGAGUCUUCUGUUCCAUCUAAAUAUUGGGUUGAAGCUUUGUCUACUGUUGUUUAUUAG
Molecule: messenger RNA, 1656 nt
Organism: Solanum stenotomum
Lineage: Eukaryota; Viridiplantae; Streptophyta; Magnoliopsida; Solanales; Solanaceae
Exons: 2
Coding region: 1-1656 (551 amino acids)
Biological process (GO): DNA integration
Molecular function (GO): nucleic acid binding; zinc ion binding
Source: RefSeq, a predicted model, not a curated record